AUGGAAGGAUUGGGAGGUGACCGGGAACCGUCGCCGGCGAGCGCUAGGCCGCACGUGCUGCUCCUGUGCAGCCCGUGCAUGGGCCAUCUCAUCCCUUUCGCCGAGCUGGCGCGCCGGCUGGUCGCCGACCACGGUCUCGGCGCCACGCUCCUCUUCGCCGCGGCCACGGACACCCCCUCAGAGCAGUACGUCUCUGUGGCCGCCUCCGUGCCCGACGGCGUCAAGCUGGUCGCGCUUCCCGCACCACCGACACUGCCGUCCACAGCCGCCGUGCGUGAACGCACCGUGCACGCCGCCGUCUCUAGUGUCCGGCACGUGCGGGAGAUCGCCCAGUCGUUAACUUCAGCCGCGCCGCUCGCUGCGCUCGUGGUGGACAUGGUCAGCGUGCCAGCACGCGACGUCGCCACGGAGCUGGGCGUCCCGUGCUACAUGUUCUUCACCUCGCCAUGGAUGCUAUUGUCGCUGUUCCUGCACCUCCCGGAGAUCGACGCGGGGCUCGUCGGGGAGUACCGGGACGCGACGGAGCCGAUCCGGCUGCCGGGCUGCGUGCCGAUCCAUGCGCACGAGCUCCCGGGAUCCUUGCUCGUCCGUCGGAGCAGCGACUCGCACGCCGGCUUCCUGUCCGUGGCCAAGGACGCCUCGAGGGUCGAUGGGAUCCUGGUGAACACGUUCGGCGCGCUUGAACCCGCUGUGGGCGACGGCAUGGACGGAGUGGCGGAGCUGCCGGUGCACGCGGUCGGGCCGUUGGUCUGGACCAGGCCGGUCGGCGUGGACAGGGACCAUUCACGCGUCAUCAGAUGGUUGGAUCAGCAGCCACACAUAUCCGUGGUGUAUCUGUCGUUCGGGAGCGGUGGCACGCUUACGCUGCGGCAGACGACCGAGCUAGCGCUGGCGCUAGAGAUGACUCACCGUCGAUUCGUCUGGGUCGUCAAGAGGCCAGAUGAAGACACGGCGAGCGGCGCAUUCUUCGGAACCCGGCGAGGAGAAGACGACGACGAGCUCGGUUUCCUGCCGCAGGGCUUCGUCGAGAGGACGUCAGCGGUGGGGCUCGUUCUCCCGUCGUGGGCGCCGCAGACGGCGAUCCUCGCGCACGCCUCCGUCGGCUGCUUCGUCACGCACUGCGGGUGGAACUCGAGCCUCGAGAGCAUCCUCAAUGGCGUGUCCAUGGUCGCAUGGCCGCUCUAUGCGGAGCAGAAGAUGAACGCAGCGAUGCUGGAGGUCCAGGCGGGGGUGGCCAUCCGCGUCCACGCUGAUGCCGGUGACUUUUUCAGCAAGGAAGAGAUCGCGGGCGUGAUCCGACGUGUGAUGGACGAGGAAGAAGGAGCAGGCAUGAGGAAGCGUAUUUGCGAAUUACGAGACAAAGCGGAACAUGCUCUAACCAAACAUGGUUCUUCCGCACUUGGAUUAGCGCACAUCGCAAAUACGUGGACAGCUUCUUGUAGUGAGAAAUAG
This is a messenger RNA of Lolium rigidum, 1452 nucleotides long. RefSeq names its product hydroquinone glucosyltransferase-like. The record is from RefSeq and is a predicted model, not a curated record. Bases 1 to 1452 code for a protein of 483 amino acids. The transcript is spliced from 2 exons. Gene Ontology annotation, molecular function: UDP-glycosyltransferase activity. NCBI's taxonomy places the organism in Eukaryota, Viridiplantae, Streptophyta, Magnoliopsida, Poales, Poaceae.